Portunus trituberculatus (swimming crab) is the source of this 698-nucleotide messenger RNA. RefSeq names its product transmembrane protein 60-like. The record is from RefSeq and is a predicted model, not a curated record. The transcript has a single exon. The coding region runs from base 1 to 438 and encodes 145 amino acids. Lineage: Eukaryota; Metazoa; Arthropoda; Malacostraca; Decapoda; Portunidae.
AUGGCGAUGCUGCACCGAGCUCUCUUCACCUGGUUCCUUCUGCUGGUGUUCCUCAUCCUGCUGGCCCUGCGCCUGGACAAGCGGACCAAGUGGAACUGGUUCAUUGUGUUUUUCCCCAUGUGGUUCUAUGAUGCAAUUUUAUUGGUGUACAUCAGCAUCCACAUGAUCAACGAGCUGCGGGCGGCUGUGUCGGGGACUGGCAACACCCAUCACCGCACAGUGAGGCAGCGCGCCGCCAGCCUGCUACAGAGGGUGUGGCCGCUGUCGGUGGUGGUGCUCAAGAUGGCCUUCAUGGUGGCCCUCUGCCUCAAGCUGGAGAAUCCCAGUGCCAGCAUCUCCUCCUAUCAUGUGCUGCUGCCACUGUGGAUCCUGCUGACUGGUCUGUGUGGCAAGGUGCUGCACUGCCUCGUCCUGCAGCACCAAUACCGCUAUCCCUGAGAGCCUCACCAUUACUCUGCUGCCUGCCCAUUGAAGGAUCUGUUCAUUUCCUGUUAUGUGUUUGGUUGUUGCAGUAUAAUUUGCAAUGCAGUGUUUAUUCUAUGUGGAGUGUAAGAAAUCUGCAAAGAGGUUUGAAAGGACCAAGUAUAAAUGUGUAUUUAUGUGAUAACUACUAACCUUCUGUGCCUGUGGGGACUGCAUGGAGAAUUAAUUGUUGUUUUAUAGAAAGAUCCCGCAGGUUAAUAAAGUGAGUUAAGCAA